Messenger RNA from Talaromyces proteolyticus, 1026 nucleotides. RefSeq lists its product as uncharacterized. The record is from RefSeq and is a predicted model, not a curated record. The coding region runs from base 1 to 1026 and encodes 341 amino acids. Lineage: Eukaryota; Fungi; Ascomycota; Eurotiomycetes; Eurotiales; Trichocomaceae. The transcript is spliced from 2 exons.
AUGGUCUACAUCCCAAGGAAAUACCGCCAUUACAAUGCGGUGCUCUACCUGAUGUUCGCCGAGUGCCCUAUCAUCUUGCCAGUGCUGAUCCUGACCGGCAUUGCUUCUCACGAUACAUACACGACAAGGCUGUGGCAGGACGGAGCAAACAAUGGCUUCAACAGCGCUCCAAAUCAGAUAGUCUAUGCUUUGACGAACGGCAACUCCUAUGCAGUGCCCAUGGUGUGGAGUUCGUUUUUGUAUAAUUACGACCUCGUCAUUGGCGUACUCAGUACCUUUUUCAUCCUCACCAAGGUCCCUGUCCAUGUCCUGCGCUUCUUCCACCCACCUGUCUCUGCCUUUGUCCACGGCGCCCUCUGCGUUCUCUACGCUGCUGCAGCUAGUUUCCAGGCUGGCCACGACACCACCGACUCUCGUCACCCUCAGAAUGGCCCGCCAUGGUACAUCACUAAGUCCUGUAGCGUUGCCUAUUCCCCAGGUAAUGUGGGAUACUGCAAACAAGCAAAGGCCCUCUUCGCCAUGACUGUUAUUGCAACAGCUAUCUACUUCGCACAGACUGUACUAGCCUUAAUAUCUUGCUUCACCACCAAGGAAGAACGAGAAGCUUACCACCAACGCAAGGAAGAGAAACAAGAAGAACGAGACGCCGAAGACCGGGCACUUCGCGAGUACGAGGAGAUUCUCAAGUCUCCAGCCUUUGGUCCUGGCAUGCCCAUCACCCCCGGUCUGACACCCAUGCAAAGUGCAUACUUCCCUGGACAGCACCCGCAGUACCAGUAUGGUAUGUCACCAUACACUCCGCAUUUCGGCGGCUUUGUCAACUCUGCACCGAGCCCUGCAGCAGUGGCAUUCACCGGCUAUUAUCAACCACAGCCAUCAUCAAUCUCUACUUCGCCCUCCAGUGACUUGCCGCUCCGAGACCCGCAUUUUGACGUCAAGACGCCGUCGUUUGGGGGUCGACAAAUAACGGUAACGGAGGUCGAACAACCCUAUUUCCCGCCACCGCCGAAGAAGGCUACCAAGUAA